Molecule: messenger RNA, 1398 nt
Organism: Parascedosporium putredinis
Lineage: Eukaryota; Fungi; Ascomycota; Sordariomycetes; Microascales; Microascaceae
Source: the annotation of a GenBank genome assembly
AUGCCCCGCGUCACCGUCGACCGGACCAUCCGCGACGGCUCGGGCGGACGGGUAUGUCUCCAGACGGCGGGCCCGUGGUUCCAGUACUCCAUUCCGCUCGUCAUCCAGACCGUCAUGACGACGUGCAACAACACGUCGGGCGGGCCGCCCGGCGCUCCUCCCGCUCCGACCUUGCCCGAAUCCGAGGACUGCCUCUUGCUCGACGUGACGGUGCCCAAGUCUGUGUGGAAUGCCCGCGAGACGACCAAGAGGCCGGUUCUGGUGUGGAUCCACGGUGGCGGUUACAUCCAGGGUUCCAAGGAGAGUGCCGUCGUGCCCGAACUCAUUGCGAAGAGCCAGGCGAACAACAAGGGCGGCAUGAUCAUUGUCUCCAUCAACUAUCGACUGCGAGGGCCAACUUCAGCUUUACUCACCGCACAAAACCUCUCGCAGCGGUCUCUUCGGCUUCCCCCUCGCCAGGCAUGGCAGUGGGACGUCGCCUCCAACGCGGGCCUCUACGACCAGCGCCUUGCCCUCGAAUGGCUCAAGGUCACCGUCAUCGGCGAGUCCGCGGGCGCCGGCAGCAUCAUGACGCACCUGUCGGCGUUUGGCGGCAUCGACGGCACCUCGCCGUUCCAGCGCGCCAUCGUGCAGAGCCCCGCCAUCAAGCCCGCCACCAACGCCGCGCGGUACGCCCAGCUCUUCCAGACGUUCCUCGAUACCGCGGGCGUGGCGAGCUACGCGGAGGCGAGGGCGUUGUCUACCGAGCAGCUGCAGGGUGUGAACAAUGCCAUGGUGGGCCAGUCGGCGUUUGCUGAUACCAUUUUCGGCCCCAACGUCGACGGCCUCUUCAUCCCCGACGAGCCCGUCCGCCUCAUGGCCCGCAAAAUGGUCGACAAGAACGUCCAGCUCAUCGUGGCCCACAACUCCGACGAGGGCCUCUUGUUCACGGACCCCGCCUUCUUCCAGGGCCUCAUGCCCAACGUCCCCGCCGCCAAGAUCAACACCCUCGCCUCCACCGUCUACCCGCCCGUCUUCACCGGCGCCCAGCCCUACACCACCAUGACGGAGCGCCUCAAGCUCGCCGUCGGCGACGCCCUCUUCAGCUGCAACGCCGUCGCCAUCAACGCCGCCUACGGCAACAAGACGCGCGGCUACCAAUGUGUCGUAUACUUUUUCAACGGCGCGGUGGCGGACGCGACGAUCCCUUUGCUCAUUGACGUGCCUACCGCGACCACGAUGCAGAACAUCUUUGUUGAUUUCACUAUUCGUGGGACUGCGCAGGGGAGUGCUGCUAACCAACUGCCCGUUUACGGUGCUGGGGCUAGUGUGGCGAACUUUGAUGGUGCGGCGAGCCUUGCCGUGAUUAGGGAUCCGUCGGCCAGCAGCCGGUGCCAGUUCUGGAACCAGGGCUUCUAA